UAGCAUGGUAGCAAGUAGUUAUGCUAACUAGCGAAAAGUAUUCAGGUGACAUGUCCGUGAACUAGUCAGCAUAAAGUUAAGAGAGUUGUAGUUUGUGAACCCCCCAGUCAGGAUGUUUUCAUCUGUCUGGAAUUUUGUUAAACGCCACAAGAGGAAGUUUAUUUUCACCGGAGCUGUAGUUGGAGGUAACUGGUGUUCCUGUUAGCAUCUGAGCUAAGCUAGCUAGUAGCUUUAGCAACACGCCGGACUGCACUGAAAAUAUGUUCUAAUUUGACGUUAGAUCUCGUGCGUUUUAAAUCUAUGUAUUUAAGGAGGUUUCUAAUAUUCGAGCAGUAUGUCUUUUCACUUCGGCGUAUAUAUUUUCCAUCAAAUAGCACAAUUUUAGACAUAAAUGUGCUGUUCUUAGACAACCAACCAGGUGUUAACGUUAACUUAACUCAGCGACACCUCUUUAAAUUGCCACAAAUUUGAAUGGAGUCUGGCGUGACGUUUAUAUGAGCUCAUCAUUAAGCUCCUUUAACGUGAGGACGACACCUGCCAGGAGUGUACUUCCUGGGUAAAUAUGCCCAGAAGAAGAUCGGUGAGUUCCAGGAGAAGGAGGCGACGGAGUACAUCGCUCAGGCCAGACGGCAGUUCCACUUCGAAAGCAACCAGAGGACCUGCAACAUGACCGUGCUGUCGAUGCUCCCUCCACUGAAAGAAGCCAUCGUCCAUCAUCUGAACUCAGAGAGCCUCACUGCACUCCUCAAGGACAAACCCGACAACAAGCUGGAAAUCUGGGAAGAUUUAAAGAUCAUCAGUUUCACCCGCACCAUGGUGGCCGUGUACAGCACCUGCAUGCUGGUGGUUCUACUGAGAGUCCAGCUGAACAUCAUCGGAGGGUACCUGUACCUGGACAACUCUGUGGGCAAGAGCACCGCGACUCCUCUGGCUCCUCCAGAUGUCCAGCAGCAGUACCUGUCCAGUAUCCAACAUCUACUGGGAGAUGGUUUGACGGAGUUGACGACGGUAGUGAAGAAAUCGGUGCAGAACUCUCUGGGAGGCGUGUCCCUGAAGCAGAGCCUGUCUCUGCUGGAGCUGGAGCAGCAGCUGAGCUGGAUCCGGGCCGAGGUGGAGGCCGGAUCGGAGCGCCCGAUGUCCUGGUACAUGCUGGCCGACGACGAGAAUGCGCUCGCCGACCAGGCGUGCGGACUCACAGAAAACGAUAUCGUGACCAUCAGACUGUUGAACGAGACUAGAGACAUGUUGGACAGUCCAGACUUCACCUCCGUCCUCAACGCCAGUUUAAACCGCGGCUUCUCUCGUCUUCUCGACAACCUGGCCGAGUUCUUCCGCCCGCCUCCCGGUGACUCCGCCUCCAGCUUCGCACCUGAUAGUCUGUCUGCAGUCAGUCUGCCGCUGGCCAAGAUCAUCCCCAUCGUCAACGGUCAGAUCAACUACGUCUGCAGCGAGACUCCGAGCCACUUCGUUCAGGACUUGCUGAUGAACGACCAGGUGAAAGAGUUUGCGGCCAACGUCUAUGAGACGUUCAGCGCUCCACAGGAGCUGCAGAAAUAAUGCAACCACGCAUGAAGGAGAAGGAGGAGGAGGAGGAGGAGGAGGAGGAUUGAAGAGGAGGAGGAGGAGGAGGAGGAGGAGGAGGAUUGAAGAGGAAGAAAAGAGGGAUGAAAACAGAAAUUAUGAAAACCCUGAACUGUUCAUCCCUCCUUCCUUUCUGUGAGACACUUCUCUCCUCAGAACCCGCCGGCCUUUUCACUCUGACGGCAGAAAUCAGAGUCCGUUAUGGAUUAUUAACCCGGAGGAGGAGGAAGAAGAAGCAGCAGAGACUUGCACUGUUGUCACAGCAGAGCCUGUGGUUAACCCUCGGACCACUGCACCACCAGUGGUGAGUUUUAAUAUCAGGACGGUUGUUACACGGUGGUGGUGUUUUCUGCUAAAAUUCAGUUUUAGUUCAAUUUUUAAAUUAGAAAGAAAGUUCAAUUAAAUUGUUCUUGUCACGAUGGAGAGAAUCCACAGCAGCUUGUAGGUGAAUUUUUGGGAGAUUCCAUCUUUUAAAGACACGUUUAAAGAGUCAGAAGCUGAUCAGAAUGUCGUAGUGGCGUUGAUUGAUUCCAAAUGAAAUAUGUGGUCAAAGCGGUGAAUGUGAAGUUUCUCUUUUUCCAUCCACCAAACAACACACAGCAGUUCACCUCUGUUGAUGCAGAGUUAUCAAUGAGCUGAUUUCAGUCCUUCCUCAGUGUUUUGUUGAAUAUUGUAGUUCCUCUUUCUGCCCAGCAGGUGUCUGCGUUGUCCUCCUCUGUCUCCACAUGAUGGGCUUCAUUCCAAACAUGUUUUUACGUUAAGUCAAAUUUUAUAUAUUUGUGAUUCUGUCCUUGAUGGCGCUGUUAUUACAGGCUGGUUUACAGCCUAAGAGUACUCCUAACAUCCAACGUUUUACAUUAACAGACACAAUUAUUUAGUGUUUUUCUCACUGUGGGAGAUAAUAUUGUUUGGGAAUGAAAUCCUUCAGUGUGCUUCCACCGCUGCUUUCGUUGUUCACUGGAUCUGUACGGAUGUCACUUCUUUAAGAACUGAAAUGGUUCGACAGUAAGACUGUUAUCCAAAGCCAGAGGUGAUCUGGGAACACUUGGUUAACGGUGGAAAGCCUGUUGGCUCUUAGUGCCGCAUGUUCUCAAAACUCUCCCCACGUCUGAUUAGUUAAUGUAACGAAACCGUGUGUGUGUGUGUGUGUGUGUGUGUGUGUGUGUGUGUGUG
Messenger RNA from Anarrhichthys ocellatus (wolf-eel), 2754 nucleotides. It is a transcript of the gene pex3, whose product is annotated as peroxisomal biogenesis factor 3. Gene Ontology annotation, molecular function: protein-macromolecule adaptor activity. The transcript is spliced from 12 exons. The record is from RefSeq and is a predicted model, not a curated record. Lineage: Eukaryota; Metazoa; Chordata; Actinopteri; Perciformes; Anarhichadidae. Gene Ontology annotation, biological process: protein import into peroxisome membrane. Bases 667 to 1557 code for a protein of 296 amino acids. Gene Ontology annotation, cellular component: peroxisomal membrane.